UCCAGCGCAUUGCCAGCUGGUUCGGUUCGGUCCAAAAAUAAACAAACCCAAACAAUUGGAGCUCUCUUUUGAAAGGCGGAGAAGGAAGAAGAUCCCCUGCCAUGAAUGGUUCCUGGAAACUGGUUCUGCCUGUGGGCUUUGUACUCUAUUCGCUGCCAUUGUUCCUGCGGGUGAACGGCACCUCAGACUAUGUAAUCGACGAGGAGUUUCACAUCCCACAGGGAUUGGCCUUUUGCCGCAAAGAAUUUGAUGUAUGGGAUCCCAAAAUAACAACGUUUCCGGGCCUGUACCUGAUAACCCUUAUUCUCAAUCCUUUUAACCUAUGCACAGUGACUGGUUUGAGGAUGCUUAGCUUGGCCGGUGCCGGUAUCAAUAUCCUUCUGCUCUACAAGAUCAGAAGGCGUAUCCUAGCCGGCUCUGGGGGUAACUCGUAUGCUGCCCAUGAGGCUAUCACGAUGUCUGUGCUUCCGCCACUCUACUUCUUCAGCCAUCUAUACUACACGGACACCCUGUCGCUGACCAUGGUGCUCAUGUUCUAUAACUAUUGGCAACAAGAGGCACAUCUGCCGGCGGCGGUUUUUGGAGCCGCCAGUGUGCUUAUGCGUCAGACAAAUAUCGUGUGGAUCUGCAUGGCCACUGGGAUGACCGUGCUGGACACCUUGAUACAUCAAUGCGCUCGAACUAAGGCCGUUCCCAAGGAUAAAAUUCAAUUAUUGGGCAAGCAGUUAUGGAUACAGCUUUUCAGUAGCCCCCAAUUACUGUGUAAUUGCAUUUUAAGCAUCUUGGCGAAAUGCUGUUUCUACGCUUCAAUCAUUCUACCCUUUGUGGGAUUCUUGUUCAUCAAUGGAUCCAUUGUGGUGGGUGACAAGAGUGCUCACGAAGCCAGUUUGCAUAUACCGCAGCUCUUCUACUUCGCUGUCUUUGCCGCUGGAUUUGGAAUAUCAAAUACCAUACGCCAAUUUCGUCCGGCAGCGGAUCUAAUCCGUAGAAACCGCGUAUUAUCCAUCUUGGCGAUGCUGCUAAUAAUGCUGGUGGUGCACCUAAACACUGAGGUGCAUCCAUAUCUACUAGCCGACAACAGGCAUUAUACCUUCUACGUUUGGAGCCGUCUUUACGGACGAUUCUGGUGGUUCCGCUACGCCAUGGCACCGGUAUACCUGUUCUCUAUUUACGUACUUUUCUGCGGACUUCGUCACAUGCCGGACAGCUUUAAGUUGAUGUUCCCGCUCAGUCUUUUCCUAGUGCUGUGCUUCCAGCGGCUCUUAGAGCUGCGAUACUUCCUAGUGCCCUACAUACUCUUCCGGCUGAACACGAGAUACACUCGCAAGGGCUACGCUGAGUGGUUGGAACUUGGGGCCCAUCUGCUCCUAAAUGUGGCCACAUUUUAUGUGUACUUCACCAAAGAGUUCUACUGGCAAAAUUACCGCGCUCCUCAAAGGAUCAUUUGGUAGUUCCUGCAACCUGCAUUCCUUACAAACUAAAAGCGUAGAUCGAAAUAAUACAUACGUUUUUUGGCAUUUACAAAAUAAAACCGCUCGGCAUUUUCAA
This is a messenger RNA of Drosophila eugracilis, 1548 nucleotides long. RefSeq names its product putative Dol-P-Glc:Glc(2)Man(9)GlcNAc(2)-PP-Dol alpha-1,2-glucosyltransferase (gene Alg10). The record is from RefSeq and is a predicted model, not a curated record. Gene Ontology annotation, biological process: protein N-linked glycosylation; dolichol-linked oligosaccharide biosynthetic process. Gene Ontology annotation, cellular component: endoplasmic reticulum. The transcript has 3 exons. The coding region runs from base 102 to 1451 and encodes 449 amino acids. Lineage: Eukaryota; Metazoa; Arthropoda; Insecta; Diptera; Drosophilidae. Gene Ontology annotation, molecular function: dolichyl pyrophosphate Glc2Man9GlcNAc2 alpha-1,2-glucosyltransferase activity.